AGAAAAGGACGAAAAUAACGGAAAAAACUAAAAAAAUAAGCAAAGAGAGGUAGGGUCAUGGGUUUCAACCACCAAAGCAGCAUCCUUGUACGCAUAAAGUACAGAACAGACCAUCCAUAUCCAAUCUUCAGUCAUCAAUUUGGAAGCGAAGAGCUCUUAUUCUGGCUCUCUGCUAACAGGAUCACAGCCAUGGCAGAAGAAGCAGCGUCCAAACUCCAACCACAAUCACAGCCUGAGACACAGUCUCUGUCCGAGCCUGUGAACUCCUCACCUGAUUCCUCCGUUAAAGAAAGCGAUUCCGCCAAGGAAGAACCUCCAAACGGCGUCGUACAAGUUCAUCUUUCAACUGUUCAGAAGGUUGCAGAUCCUCCAGCCAAAAAGGAUUCAAAAGAUUUGGUGGAUAGAGAUUCUGUGCUUGCGAGGGUUGAAACAGAGAAACGACUGGCCUUGAUAAAAGCAUGGGAAGAAAGUGAGAAGACAAAGGCGGAUAACAAGGCAUACAAGAAACAUUCAGCUGUUGGGUUGUGGGAGGAUAGCAAGAAAGCAUCUGUGGAAGCGCAGCUCAAGAAAAUCGAGGAAAAGCCGGAGAAAAAGAAAGCGGCGUAUGUGGAGAAAGCGAAGAACAAAAUAGCAGAGAUUCAUCAGUUAGCAGAAGAGAAGAGAGCAAUGGUUGAAGCCCAGAGAAGGGAAGAGAAUCUCAAGGUUGAAGAGACGGCUUCCAAGUUCCGUGCCAGUGGCUAUACCCCGAGAAAAUUCCUUGCUUGCUUCAGUGCCUGACUUGUUUCACCAAACUGCCAAAUCCACUACUUUACUCCGUCGGAUUGCUUUACUCGUUUCAUGUUUUGAAUUUGCUUCAAAGUCUUCUGUCUCUUACCGUGUAAUUUUCAGAAAAAAUUGUUUGAGGUUGUUUCGGUUACUUCAAGUGUUUGUCAUAAAACAUUGUGAAUACCGUGGAAUAAAGUUACAGACUUUUGAUUAAA
Molecule: messenger RNA, 980 nt
Organism: Prosopis cineraria
Lineage: Eukaryota; Viridiplantae; Streptophyta; Magnoliopsida; Fabales; Fabaceae
Product: remorin-like
Exons: 5
Coding region: 58-777 (239 amino acids)
Source: RefSeq, a predicted model, not a curated record